AUGCUGCAAAGAAAUAAAAGCUUUCAAUUGUUAAAGUAGAGACAGCUUAUAAUACUAGAAGGUUAGAAGCAAAGCUAAAAGAGUCUAGCUCUUGGUUCUUUUUCUAGAAUUAUUACUCGAGUUCAACAUACCUAUAUGUCGCUGGCAAUGCUAAAUAUAAAAAAGCAAUCUUUAUUCAAGAGAAAUCAAUAAAUGUUGUAUGAUUAAACUCUAGAAAACUUCAGUGAUUUGAUGUCUGACAUUUUAAGACAGAGAUUUUAUGAUGCAUUCUCUACUUUAAAGUAAAAUCAAAUACUCAAGUCGCAUCAGAGACAGCUUCUUAUCAGAACUCUUCUCAAAAUGCGAGGUAAAGCCUUCAAACAUUACUUUCUUUAAUGGAAAAAAUACUGUAUUAACUUGAAGGAAGAAAUAGCCUAGACUGAAAAAUUGUAAAGUUUAAGGUCUAAACAUUUGAGGCAAAUAAUAUGGAAGUAGUAGCUCAGAAGUAAAUCCCUCUAGUUUAACAAAUGGAGUAAGAUUGUGAAGCAAGUUUUUGCCAAAGAAAAGGUUUAGUUAACCAUAAGGGCAAUGGCAGCAGCAACAAAAAUUUUAGAUUUAUUUAGCCAUUACAGUAUGGUUCGUUAAUCCAUAGUAAAAUGGAAAAAUCUUUGUCAAUCAUAAGAUCAAUAGCAACUAGGGUUCUAAUUACUGAGUAAUCUAUUUCUGAAAAAAAUGAAACUUAACUUUAGAUCAAUUAAAUCUCAGAUCAAAAGAAGAAAAAAAGUCAAUAAAUCAAACAAAGUUAAAGCGAUUCUACUUAGCCAUGUUUUAGAGAAAAUUUAGCGUAAUAAAUAUCAUGCAGUUAUGUAGGCAUUUUUAGGAAACUAAUUGACUAAGCAAAAUGAGGUACUUAGAACAAAAAUAUCCCAGAAAAAGAACGAGAUACACAAUCAAAUUGUGCUUUUAACUGAGAAAGAUUCAAAGAUUAGGAAACAAGAAGCUUAUCUUAACAUGAAGGAAUAAAAAAUCCUUGAGUAAGAGAAAGAGACUAUUCCUAAAGUUUCUGUUGAUAUUUCAACUAAUCAAAGCAAAAGGAAUGAUCAAAUGCCUCUCCAGAGGGAUAAAAACAGAGUAUCUAAUCCAGCUUACUAAUCACUAGGUUAAUUACAAGGUUUAAAUUACGGUAAGGAAAAUGCCUAAAAAUCUGUAUCAUUGUCAUCUCAAGCAGUAACUACUAAUACAGAUAGAACCUAAUAUUAAAUACAGCAAUAGCAGUAAUAAAAUUUGAUUUAACAGUAGUAAAGAACAGCAGCUAAUGGUUAGAUUGAUUAAGUUUAAUUGAAACUAUACAGAGUUGCUUUGACUUAACUAAGUGAGAGAUUUAAUCAUAUUAGAGUUGAGUAAAAUCUUGCUUUUUCUUUCAGAAAGAUUAAAGAAUUUUCUAUCAGAGAUAGAUAGAGAGAGGGCGGCUAGAUCUUAUAUGAUUUUGUGACAAGAAAAUAACUAUCAGAAGCACUUAUCAAAUGGCUAAGGAGUGUAUACUAAGAGGAAAUUUUCUUGUAAUAAUCUAUUGAAGUGAAUAGAGAAAAGAAAUUAUUAAGAGCUAUUUUGAUAGCUGAGGGGAGCAUGAAAAAAGAUGAAGUAAUGCUAAUGAAGGCAUUCCAAGAAUGGAAGCGUAUUGAAUAUUAAAUGGUGCUGGAAGGACUUAAGAAAUAUAGCGCUACUCUUGAAAAAAAUGCACUCUCUAAUAUUCCAUAAAAACAAAACUAUCAAGGUUUUAUGACUAAAAUAAGUGAGAAAAGAUAUUAUAAGUGA
Stylonychia lemnae is the source of this 1794-nucleotide messenger RNA. Lineage: Eukaryota; Ciliophora; Spirotrichea; Sporadotrichida; Oxytrichidae. The record is from the annotation of a GenBank genome assembly.